AAAGUGUCCUGUUUGGAGUUGCUUCAGCGUCCUGGUGCUGCUACGCCGCGGAGCCGGUGCGGUUGUCCAGCCAAGAUGCCGGAGGAGACACAGACACAAGACCAGCCCAUGGAGGAGGAGGAGGUGGAGACCUUCGCCUUCCAGGCGGAGAUUGCCCAGUUGAUGUCGCUGAUCAUCAACACUUUCUACUCGAACAAAGAGAUCUUCCUGCGGGAGCUGAUUUCCAACUCGUCGGACGCCCUGGACAAAAUCAGAUACGAAAGCCUGACGGAUCCCAGUAAGCUAGACUCUGGGAAGGAGCUGCAUAUUAACCUCAUUCCAAACAAACAAGACCGAACCCUCACGAUCGUGGAUACUGGAAUUGGAAUGACCAAGGCUGACCUGAUCAAUAACCUUGGUAUUAUCGCCAAGUCUGGGACCAAAGCGUUCAUGGAGGCUUUGCAUGCUGGCGCAGACAUUUCCAUAAUUGGCCAGUUCGGUGUCGGUUUUUAUUCUGCGUAUUUGGUUGCCGAGAAAGUGACUGUGAUCACCAAGCACAACGAUGAUGAGCAGUAUGCCUGGGAGUCCUCGGCAGGGGGCUCCUUCACCGUCAGGACUGAUACAGGAGAACCAAUGGGUCGUGGGACAAAGGUCAUCCUGCAUUUGAAAGAAGACCAAACUGAGUACUUGGAGGAAAGAAGAAUAAAGCAGAUUGUGAAGAAACAUUCCCAAUUUAUUGGCUAUCCCAUUACUCUUUUUGUGGAGAAGGAACGUGAUAAAGAAGUCAGUGAUGAUGAGGCUGAAGAAAAAGAAGAUAAAGAGGAGGAAAAAGAAAAAGAAGAAAAAGAGCCUGACGACAAACCUGAAAUUGAAGAUGUUGGUUCUGAUGAAGAGGAAGAAGAAAAGAAGGAUGGUGACAAGAAGAAGAAGAAGAAAAUUAAGGAGAAGUACAUCGAUCAAGAAGAACUCAACAAAACAAAGCCCAUUUGGACCAGAAAUCCUGAUGAUAUCACUAACGAAGAGUACGGAGAGUUUUAUAAGAGCUUGACCAAUGAUUGGGAAGACCACUUGGCAGUGAAGCAUUUUUCAGUUGAAGGACAGUUGGAAUUCAGAGCUCUUCUUUUUGUCCCAAGACGUGCUCCUUUUGACCUCUUUGAAAACAGAAAGAAAAAGAACAACAUUAAGUUAUACGUACGCAGAGUUUUCAUCAUGGAUAACUGUGAGGAGCUAAUCCCUGAAUAUCUGAAUUUCAUUAGAGGAGUGGUGGAUUCUGAGGAUCUUCCUCUAAACAUUUCCCGUGAAAUGCUGCAACAGAGCAAAAUUUUGAAAGUCAUUAGAAAGAAUUUGGUCAAAAAAUGCUUAGAACUCUUCACUGAACUGGCAGAAGAUAAAGAGAACUACAAAAAAUUCUAUGAGCAGUUCUCUAAAAAUAUAAAGCUUGGAAUACACGAAGACUCUCAAAAUCGAAAGAAGCUUUCAGAGCUGUUACGAUACUACACCUCUGCUUCUGGGGAUGAAAUGGUUUCUCUCAAGGACUAUUGCACCAGAAUGAAGGAAAACCAGAAACACAUCUACUACAUCACAGGUGAGACCAAGGACCAGGUAGCUAACUCUGCCUUUGUGGAGCGUCUUCGGAAGCAUGGUUUGGAAGUGAUCUACAUGAUUGAGCCCAUCGAUGAGUACUGUGUCCAACAGCUGAAGGAAUUUGAGGGGAAGACUUUAGUGUCUGUCACCAAAGAGGGCUUGGAGCUUCCAGAAGAUGAAGAAGAGAAGAAGAAACAGGAAGAGAAAAAGACAAAGUUUGAAAACCUCUGUAAGAUCAUAAAGGACAUCUUGGAGAAAAAGGUUGAAAAGGUGGUUGUGUCAAACCGAUUGGUGACCUCUCCAUGCUGUAUUGUCACAAGCACAUACGGCUGGACAGCAAACAUGGAAAGAAUCAUGAAAGCUCAAGCUCUCAGAGAUAACUCUACAAUGGGCUACAUGGCAGCAAAGAAACACCUGGAGAUAAAUCCUGACCACUCCAUUAUUGAGACCUUGAGGCAAAAGGCAGAGGCUGACAAGAAUGAUAAGUCUGUGAAAGAUCUGGUCAUCUUGCUGUACGAAACUGCUCUCCUGUCUUCUGGCUUCAGUUUGGAAGAUCCCCAGACCCAUGCUAACGGGAUCUACAGGAUGAUCAAACUUGGUCUAGGUAUUGAUGAGGAUGAUCCCACUGCUGACGACACCAGUGCUGCUGUAACAGAAGAGAUGCCACCCCUGGAAGGAGAUGAUGACACAUCACGCAUGGAAGAAGUAGACUAGUUUCUGAAGAACCACUCAUAAGUGUGUCCCCCACUUCACCUUCAUUCCUGAAACCUUUUCAAGGAUUUUUUUUGUUCUUUGUUUUUGUUAACAUUUAUUAAAAUGUGUAUGGCAUGACAAUAUCUACUUAAAGGGGAGAUAAGAUUUCUUUGUACUUUUAAGUGAUAUACUGUGAUACUUUAGGCACUAAAGCAGAGCUAGUAAUGCUUUUUCUAGUUUCACAUUGGCUUAUUUUAACAGGUUGAGAUGUUUGUUCUAAGACAUGUAACCUAACUUUGUAGUCUAAAGUGUUCCACUACCAAGUUGUAUCCCUUAGUAGACCAGACCAAAUCUUUUGUCCCUGAAGUGUUCCAGGAUAGACCUUGAUGUUUAAAAGAAAGAUAUUUGUUGCUUGAGUUUCAUCUCAUUAGGAUCCCCCUUAGUUACCCACUGUGCAUGUACUAGUCCUCUAGAACCAAGUAUGUGAAACAGACAACUGGCUGGGAGGAACUCUACAGGGCUUGUUUUCCAAAGAAAAGUAUUUCAAGAAACAAAGCUUAAACCUCCCUUGGUGUGUUACAAAGCUGUUCAAAAAGUAGGGCUUGUGAAUGGAAAUAUGUAGUGCCCAAGUCAACAUUCUGCUUUAAACAGUAAUAAAUGCAGAUGAGUU
Molecule: messenger RNA, 2926 nt
Organism: Ictidomys tridecemlineatus (thirteen-lined ground squirrel)
Lineage: Eukaryota; Metazoa; Chordata; Mammalia; Rodentia; Sciuridae
Product: heat shock protein HSP 90-alpha
Biological process (GO): protein folding
Molecular function (GO): ATP hydrolysis activity; ATP binding; ATP-dependent protein folding chaperone
Source: RefSeq, a predicted model, not a curated record